AUGCGGAAGCAGAGCUUGGCCUCGUCCCACGAGCGGGCACACCAAGGUGAUGACGAGCAACGCAGCGGCCAGCAGCAGGCAGGCGGGGACGCUGAGGGGCAGCAGGAGGCCGAGCGCGGCGAGCAGCAGCAGGGAGGAGAGGACGAGGUGCAGCUUCACGGACGCCCGCUUGACGGAGCAGCUGAGAGGAGGGAAGAGCAGGAAGAACUGAAGAGAGAAGAGCAUGGUGGCAAAGACGAGGGGUGUGGACGGCAGGCGCGAGGCAAUGAGGACCGAGGCGAGGAUGGAGGCGUGGAGGGAGACGCUGGCGACGACGGAGGUGGAGGUGGCGGAGGUGGUGGAGCAGCACGAGUAGUCGUGGAGGAAGAGGUGGAGGAGCAAGAGGCAGAUGGCGCAGACUGGGGUCAUGACGUAGAGGCCGGCGACGAAGUAGAGGAGGUGGCGGAGCGUCGUGGUGGUGGUGUGGCGGCGGUGGCGGUGGUGGUGGAGAGUGGUGAGGAGCCAGAUGCACAGGCCAAGCGCCAGGAGCAGCGCGUCGAGAGUGAGGAGCGCGGCGGCGGUGAGGCGGUGGCAGAGGGUGUAAGCCCACACACUGGCGAUGAUGGCAACCACACACAGGUGCUGCGCCACUCCCACUGA
Selaginella moellendorffii is the source of this 639-nucleotide messenger RNA. Its product is annotated as sodium/potassium/calcium exchanger 1-like. Bases 1 to 639 code for a protein of 212 amino acids. The record is from RefSeq and is a predicted model, not a curated record. Lineage: Eukaryota; Viridiplantae; Streptophyta; Lycopodiopsida; Selaginellales; Selaginellaceae. The transcript has 3 exons.